Messenger RNA from Nezara viridula (southern green stink bug), 417 nucleotides. The record is from the annotation of a GenBank genome assembly. NCBI's taxonomy places the organism in Eukaryota, Metazoa, Arthropoda, Insecta, Hemiptera, Pentatomidae.
AUGAUUCCUCAAAGACGGACGUACCGAGAACUGUUAGAAGAGAGGACCACUGGAGUCUCUGUGUACGUUUCAGGUGAUUUAGCUGGAGUUGUGGUCUCUGCGAUCCCCAACCCCUAUUUCAAGCUCCAUUCCCCUGAAACAUUUCCUCUUCGGCCAAAUUGCAGCCCAACCCAUAACAUCCUUGACAAGUUCAACCCUGGAGCCCGGCAGAUGAUUAAUGCUGGGAAGGCGUACCUCAAGGCUCUACAUGAAGAGCUGCUAACUUAUCGUCCUUUAGCAUCGCCAUUAUUUUUUAUUACUCCCCCUCCUCGCUCUCCUCCCCGAUCUGCUAUUGGAGGAGGAUUUACUGCUUCCACUUCUGCUCUAAGGGUGGCUUCCUUAUCCGAUGGUAGUCCAUGUCGGCCUAAGUCGGGGUGA